Molecule: messenger RNA, 1236 nt
Organism: Puccinia graminis f. sp. tritici CRL 75-36-700-3
Lineage: Eukaryota; Fungi; Basidiomycota; Pucciniomycetes; Pucciniales; Pucciniaceae
Exons: 2
Coding region: 338-1228 (296 amino acids)
Source: RefSeq, a predicted model, not a curated record
AAGAAAACCAUGUCUCACUCAACGACAACUAACGAAGACGUCGACUCAGUCCAUUCAAAUGCAUCGAGGGCAGCUCAGCAAAAAGGUGAUUUGGUCAUCGAUAGCUUCCAAGAUCUCUACAGUCAAACUACCGGCCCCGACAACUCUCUCAUGACGCGCUCUUGCUGCACGUUUACUCUAGAAACAGGCCACAUCAAAGAAAUCAAAUCGAGCUUAAAUCGUUUGCACUCAAAGCCUUCUACCUCAACUUCGAAACCAAUCCACCGCUAUCUCACUCUUACUAGACCCAUCCGACUUGAGGAAAGAUCCAUGCUUGAAACUCGAGUUCAUCCUCAAGAUGCAGUCAUCACUUAGCGAUACGGUGGAAGAAAUCCUAUCUGCGCUGGAUUGUAUCUUCCCUGAACAAGUAAUAUUACCCAACCAAAUGAAUGAUCAGCACCUCAAGGAAAUUAAAAACUAUAGACUCUACGGUCUACAUAGUUGUAUCGAAGAGUUGCUGAGCGAUAUCGGUUAUUUCUGUCAUUUCUGUAUUCAGUUAAUUUUAGAACUAGGGUACUCGACGACCAAAGCUGCUACUAAUGGAGUUGAAUGGCCUAAACAGAGAUUACUCGACUCAAUGUCUGAUUGCGAAAGUUUAUUCAAGUCGGCAAACAUGUGGUUAGAAGGAUCUGAAUGGGAAACCGUUCUGCUUGGUUGGGCGUUAUACAUUGAUGGUCUCGACGAUGUUCUAAAAUUGGUUGUACUGCAAACUAAUCCAACAGACAACUUGGAAGAAAAACUUGGCCUACCACGGGUUCUCGAACGGAAUCUCCCGCUCAUUAGACUCUUGAUACCAAUUGUAAAACUAUCAAGAGUAUUCUUUCGAAGAUUCUUCAAAUUCGGAUCGCACGGCCAGCCGCUCCCACCCUUCACGGAGAUGUGUUCCCGCCAGCUUCAUAGUUUACACAGUUUGCCCGUAUCCGUUGCCGACAGACUCAACAUCCUCCACACUAUGUUGACCAACUCUAGCAUAUACGGCGAAGAUUUCAUCGAGAGUUUUGUGGAAAGGGUUCGAAGUCUUUUAGGUCUAUUUCAAUCUUCAUUUCUCGAUUUGAUUCUUGGGAUUAUUCCCCCGGACAAUGACAAUUACAAAGCUUGCUUUUUUACUUGGAAUACCCAGCUCAUCAUAGCCACGCAAAACAUUAUUGAGCUUGCCCUUUCAUACUCAGACAAUCCUACAUAUGUCUAGCAUCUGUA